CUCUGUGCAGCCCAGCAUUCAGCCCAGACUGAGACUCUGCAGGUGAAAGGCAUCGUGGGAAAGUUUCUCUCUUUUCCAGAGAGGGUGUUGAAGUAUGGCACUUUACUUUAUAGAGACCUUGGCAAUAUUGCACAUGUGUACCCUGGUAAACAAAGUAAUACAAACCUUGAGAGAGAUUUAAAAAACCGCCUUCACUGGAACAAUGUUACUGGAUUCUUCACUUUGACAGACCUACAAAUAGAAGAUUCUGGGGGUUUAUACUUUGGAGAAUGCAGAUGAAGAGAUCAGACAUCACAUUCAGCUGACUGUGUACUGUAAGUGUGUGUUGUAAAUUACAAAAUCAUUAAUGCGGCAAUCAGCAGUACCAAACAAUACUAAAGCGGUCGCUUUAUUGGUUUGGUAAAAAGCUGAGGGAUGGAGCUGGAGAAAUGUAACCCACUCUCAAAUUCAUUGACAGAGCUAUGGAUGCAAAGACUGAUCAACCAUUAUAUAAAAAGUAUAGUUGUAAACCAUGUUUUGAGACUAUAGUGUUUGUUUACAAUUUAUUUGUUUACAAACACUGGAGUAAAACAAGCUGAUGGGUUCUCUGACGGGGACUAAGCUCAUGAGGCAUUUAUAAGUUAUAUUCUUCAAGAAUCAAUGGGUCCAUAUCAUUAAUGUAUAAGUCCAAAAAUGGAUGUAGCAACUGUUCUUUGCCACUUUAAAGAAGUUCCAUUUCACAAAUUCUCAUUUAUUCAUUAUUUGUCUUCCAGAUGUUCUGUCCCAAACCUCAGGUGACGGUCCAUGACAACAGCUCUUGUAGCAUGGUGUGUUCUGUGGAGAACGGGAGAGAGGUGACCCUGUCCUGGUACAGAGGAGGGGAGAUACUCAACCAGAGCAGCAGCCCUGACCUCAACAUCACCCUCUCUCUACCACUCAAGGUGGAUGAACAGAACAGAGACUCUUACAGAUGUGAGGCUGCCAACCCAGUCAGCAAGGAGACCACUGUUGUUCCAAAUUCCUGUAUAGAGAGUGAUCACGCCAAGGUGGCAGGUACAAAAAAACAUGUGCAGUAGCAAUGUUAAAUUGCUGAUAUCCAGACAACACCAAAUUCAAUAUGAAACAAUAAGUAUGGUAGAGCUCAUUUUAUGAAAUGCAAUGUUUUAAUAAAAAUGUGUUUUCUCUCUUUUUACUUUAGAUGGUGAUGGGAGGACUCGAGGUUGUCUUAUUAUUGCUGUAAUCUGCGUUUUGUUUGCCUCAGGACUUGUUGGACUUGCAAUCUAUCUUAAGAACAGGAGAAACGGACACUCACGUGCAGGUAUUCAUCUUUUAGCGGGGUGAGGUAAUUCUCCUUGUCAAAGUCAAAAUAUGUUGUGCACAACCUUUUUCAAUUAUCAAGGAUAGUGUUUUGGAAAAGGAAGGAAAUGUUUGCCUGAACAAUGGAUGCAGGUCAAAUGAAGUGGCAUAUCUUCCACACUUCCUCUGAUUGGUCAGACAGUUUAAUUAUCUCAAACCACCUCUAAAUGUUGAAAAAGCAGAAGGCACAUACACACACAAGCACAUUCUGACAAUCAUUACUGUAUAGCUUCUCUGGCGCCAAAAAGACCGCUAGAACAGACACAGGUACCCAUUGUAACAUGAGUCCUUAGUGUUUGCAGAACCUGUCUUGGGUUGAGCAUUUGUGCAUAUCUGUCAGUUACUCCCACCCACACUGUAUAUUUCAUUUCCUUUAUUUGCCUUUAUAGAUUCACCUGAAAGAAAGCAAGAUGACAUUCAGUACGCAGAGAUAACUCACAUUAAACCAGCAGAUAACCAGGUUAGUAAUAAUGCUACAGGCUGAUAAAGAUACGAGACGUAAUACAGCAGCUUUGUUACAACUAUAGCCUUUAGCUCUGUGCCAGUAGGUUAAUGUGGUCUUGAGUUGCACAGACAACCUGAGUUUAAUAACCGGCCUGAUGUCAUUGCAACCAGUUUUGCCCAUAUGAAAUGGUCGUUUUGCACAAUGCGAUGCCACCCUGCAUAUAUUUUUUGCUUUCCUACCACCCCCCCCCCCCCCCCCCCCCCCCCCCCCUCCUCUUUGCUUGUCCCUCUCAAUCCUUCCUCCCUCCCUCUCCCUGUCUAGGAGGAGCGAACAAGUAUACAAGGACUGGAGGCGCGUCGAGACAACCCUAACCUUACAUUGGUUUAUGAUACACUCCAGUUACAUCGCAUGGCUGCCAGCGAGGAUGUUAACACUGCA
Molecule: messenger RNA, 2218 nt
Organism: Coregonus sp. 'balchen'
Lineage: Eukaryota; Metazoa; Chordata; Actinopteri; Salmoniformes; Salmonidae
Source: the annotation of a GenBank genome assembly